This is a messenger RNA of Liolophura sinensis, 2169 nucleotides long. Its product is annotated as AF4/FMR2 family member 4-like. Lineage: Eukaryota; Metazoa; Mollusca; Polyplacophora; Chitonida; Chitonidae. Gene Ontology annotation, cellular component: nucleus; super elongation complex. Bases 145 to 1731 code for a protein of 528 amino acids. Gene Ontology annotation, biological process: regulation of gene expression. The record is from RefSeq and is a predicted model, not a curated record. The transcript has 10 exons.
CCUCCUAAAAGUAUCCCAGGAGUGAGUUACCUUGACGGGAAACCCUCCAUAGUCGUUCGGCUCAAUUUUUCACUCCUAGACAGAAUCCCGCCAAACAUAACAAAGGAUACAGAUCUUAAAAGUCCAGAAAGUGGUAUUUCCACCAUGUCCUCAAUGUCUUCUAACACGUGUACCACAGCAUUGUCGCACCCAAUCUCUGGCACACUGGACAGUACAGACAGCCGUGAGGACGAUGCUCACCAGGAUCUGCUCACCGAUUCCUUCAAUGACAGUGCUGUGGAGGAUGACACACCUAGGCUGUCCUCCAAACAUGACAGCAGCAGGUCAAGUGAGGUGAAAUUGGAGGUGAAAUGUGAAAGUUCUAAAGACACCUGUGCUAAUGAUAAUACGGCAACCACUUUGUUAGGGAAUAGUUGUGUGACAAAAGAGAGCAAUGGUGGCUCUGUGGGCUCUACAGGUAGUGUACCAGAUCCAAGUGAAGAUAUCAUUACCCAACUCUGGGACAGCAGACCUGUGCAACCAGUACGCAAAUGGAAAUACCCUAAAGAUGGGGGCAGCGAGUCAAAGCAUCCAAAACCAAGUCCCAAGACAACUAAGCGAAGUGAACCCUCCCCUAUGCGAGAUAGCAAAUCCAGGGAUGACACAGAAGUGGAAACGAAAAGUCCAAGUAAAACAAGCAAGCGUCGUAGCAGUACAAGCUCUACCUCUAGUCACCAAAGUCAAAAAGACAAGGCCAAGAGACGAAAGUGUGACAAGGACAGCAUUGUGAAUAAAGACAAAGUGGAAAGAGUUAAGGAGGAAGUAGUAGAAAGUAAACUGAAGAAUGGUGAUAGUGAACUUCGCAUGACAGCUUCUCCAUGCCUUGACAUCUCAAAAGGAACCAUGCGAGCCAGUCGCUUGAUCUCAAAUCACAGACUUUUGCCUGCUGAAGAUUAUCUUGUAGAAGCUAAGAGGCUCAAACACGAAGCCGACAGUUUGGGUGACAAGAAGCACCGCUCCCUCAUCUACUUGGAGGCAGUGUUGUCGUUCAUUCUCAGUGGCUAUGCCAUGGAGCAGGAACAGAUCUGCGACUCCACACGUUAUUUUAAGAUGUACACAGACACCCUGGCCCUGCUAAAGUACACUCAUAUGGGCCGUUUUCGCAACAAUCACCAUGACAGUGAUGGACCCGGUGUUGAGAAACAGCUGACAGUAUUAAGUCUCCGCAUUCAGUCCCUGUUGUGCCUCAAACUGUUUAAGUUGAAAAAAGCUGAAACCUUGCGGUUAAAGAAAGUGAUUGAUGACCAUAAUAAGAUGUCCUCAAAGCCCACUGCCUCGGCACCAUCGCCCCAUCAGACUAGUUGGAAUAGCAGGGGGACAGGCACCCCCUCUCCCAUGUCUCCUACACCCUCCCCUGCUGGUAGUAUAGGCUCUGUCGGAUCUCAGAGCAGCAACUGUGAUGUGAACCCGUCCAAGCUAGCAAAUGGCAACUUGAGUACUGGUACGCUAAGCUCUCCCGGCUGUGUCAGUGUUCCACAGAGGAUACAUUCCAUAACCUCGCAGUACAUAAGUCACACCAGUUACCUGGUACAAGCUAUGGACCUGUGGGACCAGGGCGAUGCCGCCAGUGCAGAAUGUGGAGACUUCUUUGAAAGGUUGGAGUUGGAGACAAAAGUUCUGAGCCUCCACAGCAGUAUAAGGGAGCUAGUGCAUUAUGUCCAGCGGGGACUGGCUAGGUUGAAGGACACAUGACACUGGUUGACAGACUGGAGUUGUACCAAUGCUCAGCACCAGGCUUUCUCUUGAGACCACCACUCACCAGCUCUCUGGCCUAUCAGUCUUCCAUCACUAAGAACGGCCCUCUAGUCUGCCUGCAGCGCUCAGUCUGCGCCAGGGCAUUGCCUGUUUUAUAUAUAAGCCUUCAUGAAAAAAACUGAACUGUCAUUGUGGCAGGAGCUGAAAAAUAGUACCAAUUACAAGGAAGCAUUGAGGUGGAUUCAGCAUUGACAUGUGGCAUAAUGUAAAAAUGACAGCAGUCCUGACAAGGGAACUUUGUAUCCCAUUGGUGCACCAGUAAGCAGUGCAGUUUUAAAUGGAAUCCUGCGCGUAGCCAAGCGGAUAUCUUUACUAGAGGACGAAUGUUCAAACCAAGUGCUGCGAAGACAGGGAAAAAAAAGGACAUUAUUUUGU